GCCGCGGUGUAUAGAGCGGCGGCGGUCCAGGUCCGCACGCCCGCGGGUUCUUCCUGCAGCCCCCCGCUGGGCAGGGCCGGCCGGGCCCGGCCAUGGAGUCCUACGACAUUAUCGCCAACCAGCCCGUGGUCAUCGACAACGGUUCGGGGGUGAUCAAGGCUGGCUUUGCAGGAGACCAGAUUCCCAAAUACUGUUUCCCAAACUAGAGCACCGAGGGCUGCUGGCCAUCCGCUACCCCAUGGAGCACGGCGUGGUGCGGGACUGGAAUGACAUGGAGCGCAUCUGGCAGUACGUCUACUCCAAAGAUCAGCUGCAGACUUUCUCCGAGGAGCAUCCUGUGCUCCUAACGGAGGCUCCACUCAACCCAAGUAAGAACCGGGAGAAGGCAGCAGAGGUGUUCUUCGAAACCUUCAACGUGCCAGCCCUGUUUAUCUCCAUGCAGGCCGUGCUUAGCCUGUAUGCAACAGGACGCACGACGGGAGUGGUUUUAGACUCAGGAGAUGGGGUCACUCAUGCUGUCCCCAUCUACGAGGGCUUUGCCAUGCCUCAUUCCAUCAUGCGGGUAGACAUUGCCGGCCGUGACGUCUCCCGCUAUCUCCGGCUCCUGCUGCGCAAGGAAGGAGUUGACUUUCACACCUCAGCCGAGUUCGAGGUUGUCCGGACCAUCAAAGAGCGAGCCUGCUACCUAUCCAUCAACCCGCAGAAGGACGAGGCUCUAGAGACAGAGAAGGUGCAGUACACCUUGCCAGACGGCAGCAUGCUCGACGUGGGGCCAGCGCGCUUCCGGGCCCCCGAGCUGCUGUUCCAGCCAGACCUGGUAGGUGAUGAGAGUGAGGGGCUCCACGAGGUGCUGGCCUUCGCCAUCCACAAGUCCGACAUGGACCUUCGCCGGACGCUGUUCGCCAACAUCGUGCUGUCAGGUGGCUCCACACUUUUCAAAGGCUUUGGUGACCGAUUGCUAAGUGAAGUGAAGAAGCUUGCCCCAAAGGAUGUCAAAAUCAAGAUCUCGGCCCCACAGGAACGGCUGUACUCCACGUGGAUAGGUGGCUCCAUCUUGGCCUCACUUGAUACUUUUAAGAAGAUGUGGGUAUCCAAAAAGGAGUAUGAAGAGGAUGGCUCCCGUGCUAUUCAUCGUAAAACCUUCUAGUGCCCAAAGAGGUGUAGCGUGUUAGGAGAGUGGGAGGAAAAAGGAGUCAGAGCCCUUAACCCUUGCUGGUCUGGGCUCAUAUCUCAGGCCUAGGGUCCCCUGCAUGCCCUGAACCCUGGGCAGGUGGGGUAGCCAUGCUUCCCUGCGGCCCUCCCCUGCAGACGCGCAUGCGUGUGC
This is a messenger RNA of Lontra canadensis (Northern American river otter), 1324 nucleotides long. It is a transcript of the gene ACTR1B, whose product is annotated as actin related protein 1B. The transcript is spliced from 10 exons. NCBI's taxonomy places the organism in Eukaryota, Metazoa, Chordata, Mammalia, Carnivora, Mustelidae. The record is from RefSeq and is a predicted model, not a curated record. Bases 239 to 1147 code for a protein of 302 amino acids.